This is a messenger RNA of Alternaria triticimaculans, 1761 nucleotides long. RefSeq lists its product as uncharacterized. NCBI's taxonomy places the organism in Eukaryota, Fungi, Ascomycota, Dothideomycetes, Pleosporales, Pleosporaceae. The transcript is spliced from 3 exons. The record is from RefSeq and is a predicted model, not a curated record. Bases 1 to 1761 code for a protein of 586 amino acids.
AUGUCUUCGCGCGGUCUUCCCGACGUCUUGAUGCAAAAGGUCGACGAUUAUGUCGAUUCGCUGGCGCCCCAGAUCCAGCCCCGCAUCGCCUCCGAACUUGAAGUCUUCCAACAAAAGACUAUCGACAGCCUGGAAACCCAGGUCGUAGACGCUUUUCGUUCAUUGUUCGGUAAAGACAGGCCGUCUUCGUCGGAUGGCAGCCGAUCGGGCCCUUGGAAUCUCAAUGACGCAGCACCCGACGCCUAUGGUGGACAGUCAUUGCCUUUUGCGGAUGAAAUCGCCAAGUUGACGCGUAGCUUCGGUCAGAUUUCUGAUGAAGCGGGCGGGGAUUUGCGCGAUAUAUUCGAUCUUACGGAGGGGAACCGAGGAGGCCCAGAGCAGUCUCGAUCUGUAGACGGGGAUUUCUCGUCUGGAGCUCGAGGUUUCCUUUCAUCGGCUCUGAAUGUCGUGCAAGAUCAUUUCGACGAAAGAGGGUCAAAGGGUGGUCAGUCCUUUGAGAUUGGGGGUCUUCUCGGUAUGAUCAGUAGCACAAUCAAGGACGCAUCUCAGAACCCCGAGGAGAAGGCGAGACUUAUCAGCCCAGAGAUCAAGCAGACAGUUGGUGACAAGUUACGUCAACAGCACGCGCCUCUCGCUGAGCAGUUCACCCGCAUAGCUCUGGAACACAUCAAGCGCUGGCUUCGUGGAAACACAAGCACGCGCGACUUGGGUGAUGGUGCGAAAGCCGAGAUUGCCGAACAGGUGGGCGACCUGGUGAAGGGCCUUGGAAAUUUGUUCGGGAGCAAAAAGAGCAGCAAUGAGGAGACAUCGAGAGGCUUUGAUGACUCUGGUCGUGAUGGCGAGAGCAGUAGUGGUGGAGGCUUCUCCCGCGUCAUCAGUGACAAGCUCAGCACGGGUCUCGCCAAAGUCCACCGAGAAGUUCGGUUAGAGUUCCGCAAGAUCCUCGGAGCAAUCGAGAAACAACUGUUCGAAUUGUUACCUGAUCAAUUCCAACGUCCGCUCGAGAAGAUACUAGGUGGAAAUCCUUUCGAUUCACAGCUCGACCGCGACGCGUCCGGUCCAGCAGAUCGCGGGUUUGGAGAUGACAUCAAGUCCAAAUUGCUCUCCAAGAUCCGUGCUUUGGUACAAAAAGUACAAGAGACACUUCGAGAAAGCAUACUGGGUGUAGUCAAUGGUGGUCAUCGCAAGUUUGAGCGUCAGAGCUGGGUCUUCGUGCAGGGCAUGGUAGAACAGAAAGUACAAAGGUACCUGCCAGACGUCAAGAUCAACGUCCCAGACGAUAUCGGAAACGAGAACGUUACCAACCUCCGUCACAACCGCCACACGGUGACCAUCGUCCGCCCCCCACGUCUGGCAGUUACAGUGGACAGGAACAUGUGCCGCAGGGAUACAACAACCCCCCACAGUACCAGAGCCAUGAUCAAUACCGAGAGGAGCCUAGACGCGAGUACCAAGAUCACCAGGCGUCACAAUACCCACCGCCUCAAGACUAUCGACCCGAGCAUCACGGGCCACGUCAUGAAGGCUAUGCUCCUCAGCAAUAUCAACCACCUCAACAUCACCGCCCUGAAUCAUAUCCAUCUCAGGACUACCGAUCUGAGCACCAUGCCCCACCCACACAGGGUUACCAUCAAGGACCUCCAGACUAUCGUUCGGAGCAGUACCCACCAUCACAACAAGGCUACCCUCAACAAGAGUAUUCUCAGCGUGACUACCGCGGUGACGGGUAUCGGAGGCAGGACUAUUAAAAGAGUCGCGUAG